Aspergillus terreus NIH2624 is the source of this 1527-nucleotide messenger RNA. Its product is annotated as NAD-dependent succinate-semialdehyde dehydrogenase. Gene Ontology annotation, biological process: GABA catabolic process. The record is from RefSeq and is a predicted model, not a curated record. The coding region runs from base 1 to 1527 and encodes 508 amino acids. The transcript has 4 exons. Gene Ontology annotation, molecular function: succinate-semialdehyde dehydrogenase (NAD+) activity. Lineage: Eukaryota; Fungi; Ascomycota; Eurotiomycetes; Eurotiales; Aspergillaceae.
AUGGACAAGAUUGCUCGUCCGAUUUCCCGCCACCUCCUCAAAUCUCGUCCUCGAUACCCAUUCUCUAUCCCGCCUCCAAUCUACGCCAAGCGGCUGUACACUAUGGGCCAUACUGUGCCUCCGUUAAAAGACCAGUCUCUCUUCAUUGAGAAGGCUUAUGUCAAUGGAGAGUGGGUUGAAGCCCAGUCUGGCAAGACCUUCGAGGUCCAUGCCGCCACCGAAGCUUUCCCCGCCUUCCGCUCGACUCUGGCUCGUGAGCGUGCGCGCAUGCUCCGCCGUUGGUAUCAGUUGAUGAUGGACAAUGCUGAUGAUUUGGCCACGCUGAUCACAUGGGAGAACGGAAAGCCUCUCGCGGACGCGAAGGGAGAAGUCAACUACGCCGCGGGCUUCUUCGAAUGGUUCAGUGAGGAGGCCCCUCGUAUCUACGGUGAUACAAUUCCUUCUUCUGUCGCCGGUAACCGAGUCAUUACCUUGAAGCAGCCGGUUGGUGUCUGCGGCCUGAUCACGCCAUGGAACUUUCCCGCGGCAAUGAUUACGCGAAAGAUCGGCCCUGCCCUCGCCGCGGGCUGCACGGUGGUCUGCAAGACCCCCGGUGAGACGCCAUUCACUGCGAAUGCCCUGGCGGAGCUGGCUCACCGCGCUGGUAUUCCCAAAGGCGUUGUCAACAUCGUCACCGCCAUGAAGAACACACCCGAAGUGGGAGAGGUGAUCACCACUCACCCCGAAGUCCGCAAGGUCUCCUUCACCGGCUCCACGAACGUCGGAAAGCUUCUCAUGAAGCAGGCCUCUUCGACGGUUAAGAAGGUCUCGUGGGAGCUUGGCGGUAACGCCCCCUUCAUCGUCUUUGAUGACGUGGAGGACCUCGAUGCCGCCGUCGCCGGUGCCGUCGCCUCCAAGUUCCGUAGCUCCGGCCAGACCUGCGUGUGCGCCAACCGCAUCUACGUGCAGCGGGGCAUCUACGAGGAGUUCUGCAAGCGCUUUGUGGAGAAGGUCCGCGCUUUCAAACUCGGAGCUGGCUUCGAGGAGGGUGUCACCCACGGACCGGUCAUUCACGAGCGCGCUGUCGACAAGGUCGAUGAGCAUGUGCGCGAUGCCGUGUCCAAGGGCGCCAAUGUCCUUAUCGGUGGCCAGAAGGUUCCCGAGCUCGGCACCAACUUCUACAACCUGACGGUCCUGACCGAAAUGACCAAGGACAUGCGCAUUGCCUCCGAGGAGACCUUCGGUCCUGUGGCCGGACUGUUCCCCUUCGAGUCGGAGAAGGAGGUGGUGGAACUGGCGAACCGUGCCGAGGUUGGUCUCGCCGGUUACUUCUUCAGCGGCAACGUCAAGCGGAUCUUCCGUGUUGCCGAAGCCCUGGAGGUGGGUAUGGUUGGUGUGAACACUGGUAUUAUUAGCGAUGUGGCCUCGCCAUUCGGUGGUGUCAAGCAGAGCGGAUUCGGCCGCGAAGGCAGCAAGUAUGGCAUCGACGAAUUCCUCACCAUCAAGAGUGUCACCUUUGGCGGUAUGGGUGAGCCUUUGCAGGGGUGA